UAUUCGAGUGUGCCUCAAACGAAAAUCGCCAGUGCAGUAACGAGAGAACAACAUAAACAUUCGUGUCGCUUACUGGGAUUGUCUCGCGUACUGUCGGAUUGUUGUGUACUGAUUUUCACUGGGAAGGAAAAAUCACCCAUUUGCGAUCAUUGGAAUUAUUUUCAUCAGCUUCUGUUGUUUUGACCGAGUAUUGGAUUAAUAGUAACCGAUCUGUGGAAAGAUGACUAUCCUGACGAAGCCCUUUGGGGAUAUCAAAAAGCCAGAAAACCCCCUUGUGGGAGGUGUACCCAGUGCACCUGAGGAUGCUUCACCCGAUGCCGAAUCAGGCGUACCUAGCGUCAUUCUAGUCCGCCGAGGUCGUCGUACUGUGUCACCCGUUGUCUCCUAUAUACUAUUUCUGAUUGCGACGCUAAUUACAACCCUCGGAAUUUGCAUCGGUGUGUUUUAUUAUCACCAACAGUGGCACUCGCGCGGCCAAUUGCGGUUCCAUGGUUUCUGCCAGAUUCCGUACGAUUCGUCCAAUGUCAACGACAACAACAUGGUUUACAUGAACUCGAUGCUUCGUGACGACAGCGAUGAUGGCAUAACACGACUAAACUCUGCACUGCAUCGAUUCGGUCGCAUCGAGGAUCUCUUUAAACCAUUCCAGAAUGAGAUGAACGAAAUGGAGUCACGAAUGGAAGAAACCGAAAAGGAAGUUAGCGAUCAGUUCUUCAAGGAAGAAUUCGAGCUGGGUCUGUCUGAUGAUGAAAACUACUCGAAAAUUGACGUGCCGGUGUUCCGUGGUCAACGACAGGGCCGUUUCCUGCACGACUUCCAUUACAAUCAGUCCGGCAUUAUCGAUAAGGACAACGGCCGUUGUUUCUUGAUGCCACUAGAUCGCGAAACAGUGCUACCACCGAAAUCACUUCGCGAUUUGAUCGAAAAAAUGUGGAAUGGAUACUACAACAUCAAUACGAACACGAUCCGUAAGAACAUGCGCGUUAUUACCCCCGAGUUGAAGGAAUUGGACGAUGUUUCGCCCAGGAUCACAAAGGAGUGUGAAGACAUGAAGAUCUAUCGAUUGGAGAAGCUUGUUUCUGGAGUUUUCAAACGAUCCGCAGAUCUUCACGAGCAUGCCAAAUUCGCUGAAUUUGGCGGCAACUACAUCUCUGUGAUCGAUAUUCAAAACAUGGAGGAUAUUGUUUAAUACAGCAGAAUAACAGAAAGCUAACUUAUUCUGAAUCAAGAGAGUAAGUAAAAUUUAACGUAGUAGAGUAAAAAUAACACCCAGGAAAAUAGCAAGAAAUAGCCGAUUCAGCUUGCGGAAUUUCCCUCGGGAAACCGUUGCCCGUGUACAGUCAUUACUGGAUUUCAUGUUACAGGCCCGAUUCAGAGAAUUGAUUUCCUGAUGAAAAACUACAAAAUUGGUGCGUUUACGUUAUAUAGAAAGCCAAUGCGCUGGAACUUACCAUGUUAUGAUUGAAAAAGACAAAUUAGGUUACUAUAGAUCGCAUCCUCUAAAUUGUAGCAGACGUGUAAACCUAUAUUUUGAUGCUGGAAAAUUUAUUUUACCAAAACACCAUUGAGGGUCAGGUGUUGAACAUUCAAAGAGGAAUGUUAGCACGCGAUAGUUUUAUAUAUAAAUAUAAAAAAAGAAUACAUUUCAAAUAUUAACCAUAUUUAUAACCAACACCCCUUGUCAAUCUCUGAAUGUAGCUUUCGUGAAGCAUUUUUGGUUCACUUCAACAAUUCUGCAGUCAAUCAUGUGAUACCAAUUUUUUUCAGAUUAGUUUAUAUUUUGUCGAUUGCAAAUCAAAAUAGAAUGGUGAUGCUGCUAAAGUCCAACUGCUUUUAAGUUUUAUCAGACGUUAAAAAUGAGUAAACAACCGUUACCGUUUCUUUCAAAAAAAGCAACAACAAAUAACUGAGCUAGAACAGUGUGCUAUUCCUGAAAAUUUGUAAUUUGAUCAGUAACUCUAUAAGAUAUAAGUAAAAUAAUUUAUCGUAGUUACGAGCCGUUUACGAACAGAUUUAGACCACAUUCGGGUGGCUGCAUUGGGACGGGGUCUUGUUCUGGCUUUCUGAUUUUACUGUACGAAUACAGAAUCUGUAAUUGUUCAAGGCACGAAACGAAAGUGAGUGUAAUAAUCCCUGUACAUUUGGGUACGCAACAAUGUAGUACCAUCACAAUAAUUGAAUUGCAGUUUACAUUGAAGUAUUCAAAUAAAGAUUUACUAUAAACUAA
Messenger RNA from Wyeomyia smithii (pitcher-plant mosquito), 2227 nucleotides. RefSeq lists its product as uncharacterized. Gene Ontology annotation, molecular function: amyloid-beta binding. Gene Ontology annotation, biological process: negative regulation of amyloid precursor protein biosynthetic process. Bases 221 to 1189 code for a protein of 322 amino acids. The transcript is spliced from 3 exons. Gene Ontology annotation, cellular component: plasma membrane; extracellular exosome; Golgi apparatus. The record is from RefSeq and is a predicted model, not a curated record. Lineage: Eukaryota; Metazoa; Arthropoda; Insecta; Diptera; Culicidae.